UAGGGAGCCAAUACGCGGCAUUUGGCUGAAGUGGAAAUUUGCUGUAGAAUCUGGAAAUUCGUCGUGUUUGGGGCCACUGUCCGCGGUGCACGUACUCAUUGGCUGCUAUUCUCAAUUCGAAAUGGCCGACUCCAAGAUUCCUCUGUUUUCAUACUCUUCCCUGGUGCAUGCAAUUGCGGGCGCGGCGGGAAGCUCAGUGGCGAUGUCCUUGACUUACCCCUUGGACACUGUGAGGACACGACUUCAGUUGGAGGAGGGCCGGCGCGCGGCACCCACGGCGGUGCUGCUGGUCCAGCUGGCGCGCCAGGAGGGCAUCACCAGCCUGUACCGCGGCAUCGUCCCUGUCAUCCAGUCGCUCUUCUCCUCCAACUUUGUCUACUUUUACACCUUCCAUGGCCUGAAGCGGCUGGUGGUGGGCGAACAGAGCGCGCCCAAGGACUUGCUCAUGGCCAUGACAGCAGGCUGUGUCAAUGUGCUGCUCACCAAUCCGCUGUGGGUGGCCAACACGCGCAUGAAGAUGGAGGGCGUGGCGGAGCUGAGCGAGCGGGUCCGCGGGCAGGCGCGGCCGCCCGCCAGCAGGCGCUACCGUAGUCUGGCCGACGGCGUGCGUCGCAUCGCCACUGAGGAGGGCACCGGCGCCCUCUACAACGGCCUGACGCCCUCGCUCAUGCUCACCUCCAACCCGGCCGUUCAGUUCGUGGCUUACGAGGCCGCCAAACGCUAUCUGGAGCGUCUGAAGCCGGGCGUGCCGCUCAGCGCCACCACAGUGUUCGUGGUGGGCGCCGCCUGCAAGGCGCUGGCCACCAUCAUCACCUACCCCCUGCAGAUGGUGCAGGCCAAACUGCGGGUGGGCGGUCUGGUCCUCGAGGACGGCACCAGGGAGUUGCGCGUCCUGCGCAUCCUGCUGCUCCUCUACAGGCACGGCGGCCUGGCCGGCGUCUUCAAGGGCCUGGAGGCUAAGAUGCUGCAGACAGUGCUGACGGCGGCGCUCAUGUUCGUGCUCUACGAGAAGAUCGCCCGCUUUGUCUUCUUCCUGCUGCUGGGUCGGCGGGGGUAGACGACAUUAGUGCUGGACGGCUGUGCUGCCGUUCUGCCGGGGCGGCGCCGGCGGUCGACUCGAGACUUGGCCGCCGCGGGUAUUGCCUGUCCAGGCCGACACCCCGGCCAGCACCGCACACCCGCGCAACAGUCGGCACAGUGCAGGGCAUUGUCAGCGAUUGGCGGCGCCGGGUUGUCAGUACCUCGGGCUUACAGACGUCAUAUACUACGCCUAGUUUUCAGUUGGUUGUCAUGUACCAGGGAUGCAUAAUUGCAUGUUCGUCACUAGUAUUAUUUCGUAAAACGUGACAUGGGGCGCUGAUGCAGGCAAACAAAUUUGGCGAUUAGCUUCUCGGCGAGUGAGCCAGGGUUGACAUGACGUGACAUAGCUCCUUCCAGAAUUAAUUAGUUAGGAGCAUGCAGGCACGUUUCGAGAGUGACUUGGCAUUUGCAUUGUCAUUGCCUUCUGUUUCGAGUACGUCCUAGAUCAGUUGUGAGUCAAUUUGAGUGACCUUUUAGCCUGUACAGUCCUGGGAUUUACACGGAUUGUGGGUGUGGGCGCUCAUAUUUCUCCCAAUUUGAGAUAUAUUUAGUAAGAAGUCCAAAAAUAUAUGCGUAUAAGUCAUUCCUCAGAACGUACUGUACAAGUCAGUUUGCUUAUGUGACCCAUUAUUCUUGGCUGCUCGUUGCUGCUGUCGCAAUGUUCGCUUCUUCAAAUUUUUGGGAACAGCGCCGCGCUGUCCGUAUUACGCGUACCUCGCAGUUUUACCUCUCCAGACCGCGCAUCACCAGGGAAAUACGCGGAGGCUUGGCUCGUCCAAUCCGAUGCGUGCUAAUAUUCCGUGCAAUAUGCAGCUGACCAAUCAGUCGACCGUGGCCGGUGGCCGGUAUCUGUCUGUCGACAGCGAGCCGUGGCUGUGACCAUUGGAGGUGCGACUCUGUGCGUGCCUCUGCGACGGUACGAGAUUUUCAUGUGUUCAUGUGUUCCCUCGCACAUCCGUAUGUUUCGGACGGGCUUGGAGCGCGACGAGUGGAGCGGCGUAAUUGAGCGCUGGUUCGUAUCACCGUGUGAGAGCGUGGAAUACACUAGCAGGAAUGGAGGGUUCUGUUAAUGUUCGUAUGAUUUA
Pollicipes pollicipes is the source of this 2165-nucleotide messenger RNA. Its product is annotated as peroxisomal membrane protein PMP34. The transcript is spliced from 8 exons. The record is from RefSeq and is a predicted model, not a curated record. Gene Ontology annotation, cellular component: peroxisomal membrane. Lineage: Eukaryota; Metazoa; Arthropoda; Thecostraca; Pollicipedomorpha; Pollicipedidae. Gene Ontology annotation, biological process: transport. Gene Ontology annotation, molecular function: NAD transmembrane transporter activity; FMN transmembrane transporter activity; ADP transmembrane transporter activity. The coding region runs from base 122 to 1057 and encodes 311 amino acids.